AUGGUCCGCCUGCGGGAGAUCCCCCGGACGGCCACCUUUGCUUGGUCUCCCGGCGCCGCCCCGCCGCUGCUUGCCACCGGCACCAGGGCCGGCGCUGUCGACGCAGACUUCUCCAACGAGACACAGCUGGAGCUAUGGGACCUUGCGCUCAACUCCCCCGAGCACCCCGUCGAGCUCCAGCCCGCCGCCAGCAUAAGCCUGGAUUCGAGGUUCCACGACAUCGCCUGGAGCCAGCCCGAUGAAUCUCGCCCAAGGGGCAUAAUAGCAGGAGCUCUGGAGAGCGGGAACCUGGAUCUCUGGGAUGCGCAGAAGCUUUUGGAUGGCGCAAGUGACUCGGCCUUCCUCACCCGCGUCUCCAAGCACACCGGCGCCAUCAAGGCCCUUCAGUUCAAUCCCUUCAAGCCCGAGCUGCUCGCAACUGCCGGCGCAAAAGGCGAGCUCUACAUCAACGAUAUCAACACCAACAACCCCUUCCGUCUCGGCAACACCGCUGCCCGCGCGGACGACUUUGAGGCCCUCGACUGGAACAAGAAGGUCCCCUACAUCCUGGCUACCGGCAGCAAUGGAGGUUUUGUGACUGUGUGGGAUCUGAAGACAAAGAAGGAGAACUUGACUUUGAACAACUUUGGGAGGAAGGCUGUUAGCGCUGUGGCAUGGGACCCCGAUGUUCCCACGCGUCUGAUUACUGCGGUGCCCAACGACCAGGAUCCCCUGAUCCUCAUGUGGGAUCUUAGGAACUCCAAUGCCCCAGAGCGUGUUCUCAAGGCACACGACCAGGGAGUGUUGUCUUUGUCAUGGUGCAACCAAGACAGUGACUUGCUUCUGUCGUGCGGCAAGGACAACCGGACCAUCUGCUGGAACCCCCGCACCGGCCAGGCUUUGGGCGAGUUUCCCGUCGUCACCAACUGGACCUUCCAGACCAGGUUCCACCCUCACAACCCCGACCUUCUUGCGACUGCCUCGUUCGAUGGUAAGAUUGCCGUGCAGACGCUACAGAACACGAAGCAGGAUACGGAUGCGGCUGCUGCCGCCGCAGCUCCUCUGGACGGCGAGGAUUUCUUUGCAAGAGCGCAGACCCAGCCUCAGGCGUCGACAUUCACGCUUCCCCAGCCCCCUAAAUGGAUGCGGAAGCCUGUCGGCGUCUCUUUUGGCUUUGGUGGAAAGCUUAUCAAGUUCGGGCCGGAUGCUACUACCAAGAACUCCAAGAUCAGCAUUUCUACUUUUGCUGUUGACCCUGCGGUUGGCGAGGCGACACAGAAGUUCGAGGAGUCCCUGCAGAAGGGUGAUUUGGCAAGCAUUUGCGAGUCGAAGAUCGCUGAGGCUAAGACCGAGGAGGAGAAGGCGGACUGGACGGUCAUAGAGACUUUGAUUUCUGGCAAGGCUCGCUCUAAGCUCCUGGACUACCUAGACUUCGGAAAGACGCCCAGCUCAGAGUCGGCAGACGAGGAGAACAAGGAGGCGCAGACAAACGGUACGACCGAGAACGACGAUACGUCUUUCUUCGACAAGGCCGGUGAUGGCGACGAUUUCUUGUCUAACCUGGCAGCGACGAAGGGCGUCAAGACCAACAACCCCUUCAAGAUUUACACCGGCGAGGAGUCGGAUGCGGACAAGAACAUUACGAACGCGCUAAUGCUUGGGAAGUUUGAGCAAGCCCUGGAUAUCUGCUUGAAGGAGGACCGUCUUUCGGAUGCAUUCAUGAUUGCCAUUUGUGGUGGCCAGAAGUGCAUUGACAAGGCUCAGGCGGCUUACUUCAAGAAGAAGGCUGAUGGCCCGAACUACCUUCGUCUGCUUGCUUCUGUUGUUGGUAAGAACCUUUGGGACGUUGUCUACAAUGCGGAUCUCGAGAACUGGAAAGAGGUCAUGGCGACUCUUUGCACUUACGCAGAUGAGUCGGAGUUCCCUGACCUCUGCGAGGCUCUUGGCGACCGUCUGGAGGAAUCCAUCCAAGAGGGAUCCGAGUCCGGCAGCAUCAGGAAGGACGCUUCCUUCUGCUACUUGGCGGGAUCCAAGCUGGAGAAGGUCGUGGGCAACUGGGCUCAAGAGCUGCAGGAGAGCGAGGAUGCUAGCAUUGAACAGAAGGAGGGCGACAAUGCCUUCUCAAUCCACGUUAGAUCCCUGCAGAACUUCAUCGAGAAGGUCACCAUUUUCAGGGAAGUCACGAAGUUCCAGGAUUCGGAGCGCUCCAAGACGGAAGACUGGAAGCUUGCCCCAUUGUACGCUAAGUACGCGGAGUACGCUGAUGUUGUUGCCUCGCAUGGCCAGCUGAGCAUUGCUGAGAAGUACUUGGAUCUUCUUCCCGAGCAGUACCCGGCUGCGGAGGUUGCACGGAGCCGUGUCAAGCAGGCAACUCGUAAGGUUGCUGCUGCUCAGCCUACCCACCAGAGGACCGCCACUGCUGCAUCGACAACCCAAAGAGGACAGCGUGUUGUUCCCGCUUACAACCCCAUUGCCGCUGCCACUCCGGCUCCAGCGGCCAAUGUGUACGCCCCGACAGGUGUUGCUACUCCACCGCAACCUGUAUCUCAGUAUGCUCCUCCUAGUGCCACUACUAAGGCCUACACCCCUGCUGGUUACCAGCCGCCUCAGGCGAGCAUCCCCAAGCCGAACCCGUAUGCUGGUUAUGGCGGUUACCAGCCUCCGCAGCCGACCAGCAUCGCGCCCCCUCCUCGUAACUUCUCUUCCUCCCCGGCUGUUCCUCCGGCGUCCCAAGCUGGCAAUGUGGGCCAAUGGAACGACCUCCCUGAGGAUUUCGCGAAGCCCAAGGCCCCGAACUCUCGUCGUGGAACACCUGGUGCCGCCGGUGCCAUCACUUCCCCGUUCCCCGGCGCGAAUGUCGUCUCUCCUCCCCCUGGUGCUUCAUCCUUCAUGCAGCAGCAGAAGGCAACGCCGCCGCCCCCUCCGAAGGGUCCCCCGCAGGGACCUCCUCGUGUCACCUCUCCUCUCGCUGGCCCGAAUUCUCCCACCGCUGCCGGUUUCGACGCGUCGAGAAGAUCAUCGGCGGCCGCAAAUGCCUACGCUCCUCCCCAGCCUACUCAGCAGUUUGCUCCCCCUCAAGCAACCCUCCCUCGUGGUCCUUCGCCUUACAACCCUCCUCCAACAAGUGCGCCCCCUACCAACCGCUAUGCGCCGGCCCCCAACAUGCAGCCUACUCCUCCUCCCCAGAUGGCUGCGCCGCCGAGGCAGGUUGCCCCCAACCCUUACGCAGCUCAGCCGUCGUUCGGUGCGCCAUCGCCGGCUCAGACUCCCACUGCUCCUCCGCAAGGACCUCCGCAGUCGUAUGCUAGGCCACCGCCUUCUGGCCCACCACAAGGACCCCCUCGUGCCGGUCCGCCUCCGGGUGGACCUCCAAGGGCUGGACCUCCGCCGGGUGGCCCGACGCCUGACUCGAGACCUGGGACUGCGCAGUCCAACCACAGCCCUCCUGCUCCCCCACCGAAGGCUCAGUACCCCGCCGGUGACCGCACGCACAUUCCGGAAACUGCGAAGCCCAUCUUCGAGAUCCUCAACGCGGACAUGGCCCGCAUCAAGGCGCGGGCACCGCAGAACUUCAUGCCGCAGGUCCUUGAUACGGAGAAGCGGUUGAACAUCCUGUUCGACCAUCUCAACAACGAGGACUUGCUCAAGCCCGAUACGGUGCAGGAGAUGGUGCAGCUGUCGCAGCACAUCCAGAACCGCAGCUACGACGACGCACAGACGCUGUUCACUGGCCUGAUGAAGAACAAGAAUGACGAGGGUAGCAACUGGAUGGUUGGUGUCAAGCGCUUGAUUCAAAUGAGCAGGGCUACGCCUGUUUAA
Molecule: messenger RNA, 3798 nt
Organism: Lasiodiplodia theobromae
Lineage: Eukaryota; Fungi; Ascomycota; Dothideomycetes; Botryosphaeriales; Botryosphaeriaceae
Product: Protein transport protein
Exons: 5
Coding region: 1-3798 (1265 amino acids)
Biological process (GO): intracellular protein transport; COPII-coated vesicle cargo loading; endoplasmic reticulum organization
Cellular component (GO): endoplasmic reticulum exit site; COPII vesicle coat
Molecular function (GO): structural molecule activity; protein binding
Source: RefSeq, a predicted model, not a curated record